GAGCGAGCAGGGCCCUCUCGCUUACGAAAUCCGCCAACGCGCUCGUGCUCCGCUUCGCCGAAAAGUCAAGGCUCUUGUCAAGGAUGUACGACGGAGCGUAUGGUCGGUGUCGGAAUGCUCGAGAUAUCUUUCCCAUUAAGGUGGCGACUUCCGCGAAUUUGGCCUUUGUAAGCCCAACUUGGGCGAUGGUUGCCGAAACGUUGAUGGUGGAGCGCCUUAAGGAGACCGGACAAAAAGUUCAAAUCCACACCGAAAUUAUGGAGAAGAGGUGUCGGCUCGCUCUUACUUUCGGAGGAGGAUCUUCGGGCAUCGAGGUCUCGACACUCGACGACUCGGAUGGGAACGACGACGAGAAGAGGCGAACGAGGAGGCGGCGGCACGCGAAGGAGAUCGCAGCGGAAGCGGCGACACGAAGAGGAGGAGGCGGCGAAACAAGAGAAGGAAGAGACGUGAGUUUCGGCGGUUCUACGGGCAAUGUCUACGCGUGUGUGCAGUGCCGCGUGACAGUGCACGUGGACAAGGGUGAGACAGUGCGCGGUGCAGUACGACAGGCAGAGAGGGGAGAAGGGAGGAGGAGAAGGAAGAAGAAGAAGAAGAAGAAGAAGAAAAAGAAGAAGAAGAAGAAGAAGACGAGGAAGUGCGGCAAAGUAACGAAAGGUGAAGUAAACACACACGGGAACGUGAGGAAGCGAGGAAGCGAGAGAAGAGGCGGAAGUGUGUGACGGAGGGGAAGAAAAGAGACAGCAAGGAAGACUUUUCUUCGCGAGCGAGCGCGCGCGCGCGCGCGCGCACGCUCGUCGACGCCGAGUAUGCCGUGUGACGUCGCGGCGUCGCGAGUCUCACGGAUUGAACGGCUGAUCGAAUUUUUGAAAUAGGGGAAUACGCGCCGGCCCGCGUGUGUGUACGUACCAUAUGUGUACGGGCGUGCGUGCGUGCGUGCGUCGUAACUGUUGCACGGAAGAAGAAUCGUCAUCGUCGUCAUCGACGUCGUCCUCGCUCGGCCAGGCCGGCCCGGUGAAUCGAAUCGCCGCGCCGCCGGUCUAUCGACUACCGUCCGCCGCGGGAAAACUUGAGAUCCGGUUUGCUUUCCACCGCUGACGUCAUUACCGGUGAGUCACUUCUUCCGCCGUCUAGUGAUUCGUUUCUUCGCUUUCUUCUUUGCCGUCUCCUUUGGCGUUGGAUAUGUGUGUGGUUUAACGCGUGACCGAGAAACAUUGAUUAAUUCAUUUGAAGACAAUCGGCGAGUUUCAGAUUCCCUCGUUGAACCAAGCCAAACGGCCGGCGAUCGAAGAAAGCAAAGAGAAAAAAAAGGAAGGAAGGAGAGGCAAGAACAGGGUGUUUGUCU
Molecule: messenger RNA, 1345 nt
Organism: Pogonomyrmex barbatus (red harvester ant)
Lineage: Eukaryota; Metazoa; Arthropoda; Insecta; Hymenoptera; Formicidae
Source: RefSeq, a predicted model, not a curated record